AUGUCUUCUCCGUUUGCCUCUUCAGCAUUAUUUAAGCCAAUCCGAGUGGGGAAUCAACAACUUGAUCAUCGGAUAGUCCUUUGUCCACUUAAUCGACGCCGCUGCGACAACGAAUAUGCACCUACUGACUCAAUGAUUGAAUACUACCGUCAACGGGCCACACCGAACGCAUUGGUCAUCAUGGAAGCAACCAUGAUUUCUGCAGAUGCUGGUGCUUAUCCACAUGCGCCAGGUAUUUAUUCAACGCAUCAGAUCCAACAAUGGCGCAAAGUGACAGACGCGGUCCACGAGAAGCCGGGCGCAACUGCUUUCUUGCAAAUCCGACAUGCAGGUAGAGCCUCGACAACCCAAUUUUUACCAGGCGCUCAUCCUCGUCUGGUUUCUGCUUCUGCGGUACCCGUGCCUGGCAAGAAUGAACUCGGCAACGAUUAUGAAAUACCUCAGGAACUUACCGUGGACGAAAUUAACAAGAUUGUAAACGACUUUAGCCGGGCGGCUAGAAACGCAGUCGAAGAAGCUGGGUUUGACGGUGUCGAGAUUCAUGGUGCUAAUGGAUAUUUGAUUGACCAGUUCAUUAAUACAUCGUGUAAUAAGCGAGCAGAUGCAUAUGGUGGCUCCAUUGAGCAUCGUUCACGAUUUUGUUUGCAGGUGGUUGAUGCUGUGGUGGCUGCCAUAGGUGUUGAGAAAACGGCCAUUCGAUUCUCGCCUUGGUCCGAGUUUUUGGGAAUGGAGGAUGCGACACCGUAUGAAACAUGGUCAUAUCUUGUCAGCCAACUUGAACAACAGCAUCCUAACAUGGCAUACAUUCACUUUAUUGAACCACGCGAUGAUUUCUCACGCAAGACUAAAAAUGAUACCCAGAACUCUUUGGAUCCUUUUCGCAAGCUAUGGUCGGGUCCAUUUAUCAGUGCUGGUGGAUACACGACUAAGCCUGAACUUGCUGCACAAGUCGCUGAUUCAACCAACAACCUUAUUGCGUUUGGCCGAUCGUUUAUUGCUAAUCCGGAUCUCGUUGAACGUCUCAAACAUAACUGGCCGCUCAACAAGUACAACCGCGAAACUUUUUAUAAAGGUGGCGAUACGGGCUAUAUUGACUAUCCGUUUUAUGAAUCUACAACAGCACGCGGGAGCCAAAAGCUUGAAUAA
Messenger RNA from Zychaea mexicana, 1146 nucleotides. RefSeq lists its product as uncharacterized. Gene Ontology annotation, molecular function: oxidoreductase activity; FMN binding. The record is from RefSeq and is a predicted model, not a curated record. The transcript has 2 exons. Bases 1 to 1146 code for a protein of 381 amino acids. Lineage: Eukaryota; Fungi; Mucoromycota; Mucoromycetes; Mucorales; Lichtheimiaceae.